AUGCCCCCAGAUCCAAGCGCCCUCAAAAGGUACUGCCUAGUCACGGUCGGCGCAACCGUCGGCUUCCAGGAACUGACAAAACAAGUCCUCCAAGCCGCCUUCUGGCAGUUUCUCAGCGAACAAGGCUUCACAGCCCUGCACGUCCAGUGCGGACCAGACGUCCCCUGGGCGAGCGUUCGACUCGCCAACCAGAAGGAGAAGCUGCCCGAGGGGUUCGAGGUCGACGUAUUCGACGUCAGGAAUAACCUGAUGAGGGACGAAAUGGUGCUCUGCCAGGCACGACCCGGACAGCGAGCCCAAGGCUUGGUCAUUUCACACGCAGGGACUGGGACUGUUCUCGACGCGUGGAAGAUGGGACUGCCUCUCAUCGUGGUCCCUAAUUCCCGGUUGCUGGAUGACCACCAGGCCGAAAUGGCUCAACAUCUCGCCAAGCAAGGCUACGCCACCAUGAGCUCCGCAGACCGCCUUGAUCUUCAGGAAGCGAUUCACAAGGCGGUCCUUCUUUGGGAAGAGAACAGGACUACGCGAUGGCCAGCCCAUCAUGUCGGGGGCAAGGAGAAGGAAGCUCUUAGGCUGUGGGACAUCCGGCCCAGGGAGGUACGAAAAGAAGAAAUAUCGCAGAUGUCUCAUGACUAG
Metarhizium album ARSEF 1941 is the source of this 636-nucleotide messenger RNA. Its product is annotated as UDP-N-acetylglucosamine transferase subunit alg13. Gene Ontology annotation, cellular component: UDP-N-acetylglucosamine transferase complex; extrinsic component of endoplasmic reticulum membrane. NCBI's taxonomy places the organism in Eukaryota, Fungi, Ascomycota, Sordariomycetes, Hypocreales, Clavicipitaceae. The record is from RefSeq and is a predicted model, not a curated record. The transcript is spliced from 3 exons. The coding region runs from base 1 to 636 and encodes 211 amino acids. Gene Ontology annotation, biological process: dolichol-linked oligosaccharide biosynthetic process. Gene Ontology annotation, molecular function: hexosyltransferase activity.